Molecule: messenger RNA, 1253 nt
Organism: Teleopsis dalmanni
Lineage: Eukaryota; Metazoa; Arthropoda; Insecta; Diptera; Diopsidae
Product: GATA zinc finger domain-containing protein 1
Exons: 3
Coding region: 284-1072 (262 amino acids)
Biological process (GO): chromatin organization
Cellular component (GO): nucleus
Source: RefSeq, a predicted model, not a curated record
AUUAGUGUCUCUUGACAAGCGAUCAAAAUUAUAAUUAUUUGGGUGUCUAUUUUUGUGUACGUCAAGAUAAUUUCACUAAAUUAUAUAUGGCAUUAAGAGAAGCGGUUUCCAAUCAUUUAUGUUCUGCUUUCAUAUUUUUUUGGGCAUACAGUUACUAUGUAUUUUCUUUUGUACGCAUGUUCGUAAAUAAAUAGAGUUUAUAACAAGUAGAUUUUUGAAUAAUAAUAUUAACAAAAUUUAAUAGAAAAUAAUAAAAAAAAUAUAUCCAAAUAAAUUAAUUGAAAUGACACCGAAAAAUCCACCAAAAUGUAUCGAGUGUGAAAAGACGGAAUCUAUGCUAUGGCGUACAACAGAAAAUGGCCAAAUUUGCCAAGCAUGCUUCGAACAGAAGGAACCAAAAGAGAAGCCUGAGGAAAAUAAUGAAGAAAAUUCAACAACUGAACAGAAAGUCACGAAAGAUUCGGAAAUAAAAGAAAUGAGUGAGUUAAAAUUGUCGGAGGAGAAAAAGUUACGAAAGAGCACCCGUUCGACACGUUUUAAGGCAAAGGUAAAUAAUUCAAGUGCUACACAAAAUGGCCACAACAAUUCUUCCAAUAAUAAAUCCCACAAUAAAGGUCGAAAUCGUCGCAAUAUAUUUAAGAAAACGCCAUUUAAAACUCCAGCUGCGCAAGCAACCACACAUGUUGUUGAAUCUGUAUUUUACAAGGGCACUUACAUGCAGGUUGGCGACAUUGUAUCGUUGAUAGAUAUUGAAUCAAAUGUAUAUUAUGCACAAAUACGAGGUUUAUUAAUUGAUAAUUAUUGUGAAAAAUCAGCGUACCUUACGUGGCUCAUACCAACACAAGCAAGUCCACAUCCAAAUGAGGGAUUUGAUCCAGCUACUUAUGUUAUAGGUCCUGAUGAGGAACUCUCACGUAAACUUAGCUGUCUUGAAUUUAUAAUGCAUGCGCCUAGUAACUAUUACAUAGACCGCAACAAUCCGUAUCCUUUACCGGAUUCUAUGGAAAUUAAUAACAAACCUGGUGGUUUUAUAUGGACUACAUUGCCAGAAUAUAAACGAACUGCUGCUUAACAGAAUAAUAAAGCAACUACGGAUACAUGUAUAUUUAAUUAAAAUAUUAAAAGCAAAAUUGUUUUAAUAAAUUAUAGAACUGAGAAUUGAGUUUUUAAGCAGCUUAAAAAUUAUAAUUUUUCUUAUAUACGUUUAGAGUCACCUUUGAGUUAUAUUUCAGUCGUUAAAUAAAAACUAUUGU